This is a messenger RNA of Fonticula alba, 956 nucleotides long. RefSeq lists its product as hypothetical. The record is from RefSeq and is a predicted model, not a curated record. Lineage: Eukaryota; Rotosphaerida; Fonticulaceae. The transcript has 5 exons. Gene Ontology annotation, molecular function: ATP binding; UMP kinase activity. Gene Ontology annotation, biological process: CDP biosynthetic process; 'de novo' pyrimidine nucleobase biosynthetic process; UDP biosynthetic process. Gene Ontology annotation, cellular component: cytoplasm; nucleus. The coding region runs from base 142 to 891 and encodes 249 amino acids.
CCCUCCCCCCCCCUUCUGCAGAGUCAGUUUCCUUUUGGCCCUCUCCUCAUGCUCUCAUAGCUUCGCACGCGUGCUCACUGCCUCCAUUGCCGCCGCCGCCGUCCCCCCCCCGUUCUCCAAAAAAAAUCAACAGCCGACACCAUGACCGUUGCCGAGACCACCACCCUCCCCCAGAACGCCACCAUCUCGAUGGACGGCAAGAAGCCCGCCGACAAUACGUCCGCCGACGACCGGACCAUCAUUUUCGUUCUCGGUGGCCCCGGGGCCGGCAAGGGCACCCAGUGCGCCAAGAUCGUCAAGGACUUCGACUUUGUCCACCUGUCUGCCGGGGACCUCCUGCGCGAGGAGCAAGCCCGUGCCGACAAGUCCGAGGUCGGCCAGAUCAUCGCCGACUGCAUUCGCCAGGGUGUCAUCGUCCCCAUGCACAUCACCAUCGGCCUGCUGGAGACCAGCAUGAACCGCGCGCGCCAGGAGAACGGCUCCCGCCGGUUCCUGAUCGACGGCUUCCCCCGGGCCAUUGACCAGGCCCUGGAGUUCGAGCAGACCGUCGGCAAGCCGUCCAUGGUGCUCUUCCUGGACUGCUCGGAGGAGGAGAUGGAGCGCCGCCUGCUCGAGCGCGGCCUCACCAGCGGCCGGACCGACGACAACCCCGACUCCAUUCGCAAGCGCUUCCGCACCUUCGUCGAGACCAGCAUGCCGGUCAUCCACCACUACGAGGCCGAGAAGAUCGUCUCUUCGGUUGGGUGCCUCCGUCCGAUCAACGACGUCUACCAGGACAUCCGCACCCUGAUCACUGAUCUGAUCAUCUCGCGCGAGGGCAGCAAUGCUUCGUCUCCCUUCCUCCAGGCUGCCGCUACCCAGCAGGAGACCACCCCCCAGGCCUCCCCCUAAGUGCCGCAUGUGCGAGCCCUGUUUCCCCCUCCUGCAUGCCUCCCUCCGGGGGGGUGGGGGGGGGG